This is a messenger RNA of Abrus precatorius (Indian licorice), 2651 nucleotides long. RefSeq names its product gibberellin 3-beta-dioxygenase 1-like. The transcript has a single exon. Gene Ontology annotation, molecular function: gibberellin 3-beta-dioxygenase activity. Lineage: Eukaryota; Viridiplantae; Streptophyta; Magnoliopsida; Fabales; Fabaceae. Bases 174 to 752 code for a protein of 192 amino acids. Gene Ontology annotation, biological process: gibberellin biosynthetic process; response to light stimulus. The record is from RefSeq and is a predicted model, not a curated record.
UUGAAAACAAAAAUAAAAAAUAAAAAAUAAAAAAAAAUAAAAAAAAUAAGCUGAACUAUUUUUAAUUAAGAGUGAAAAAUAAAAAAUAUUUUUUCAAACCAAAAAAGUGCCGUAGUUGUUAUUGAAUUGUUUUAGUAUUGAGAGUGUUAUCCAUAUGUGGAUGCAGCACUGUAAUGGAGAAGUGCCAGAGACAGAUGAGGGCAUCAACUGAAAGGAUGAUGAAUCUCAUGCUUGAAUCACUGGAAACAAGCCCAGAAGAUGUCCAGUGGUUCAAGCCCAAAACGGGCGACACCAAAGCCCAAGUUCUCUUUGCACUGAACUCAUACCCAGUCUGCCCAGAGCCAGCCCGAGCCGUGGGCCUAGGCCCACACACUGACACAUCGUUGCUCACGGUUCUUCACCAAAGCAGCGGUUACAGUGGUCUGCAAAUCCUUAGAGAAGGAAUUGGGUGGAUUCCGGUGCAGCCUAUUCCCGGUGCACUGGUGGUCAACUGCGGUGACUUGAUGCACGUGCUUACCAAUGGCCGAUUCAAAAACGUUCUGCAUCGAGCGGUUGUGAACAAGACACGUCACCGGAUCUCCGUCGCAUACAUCUAUGGCCCACCAAGGGAUGUGAAGAUAUCACCUUUGACUAAGUUGACCAAUCAUGGUCAUCCACCAUACUAUGGCCCAAUCACUUGGAAGGAAUACAUUAGCCUCAAAUCGAAGCAUUGUAACAAUGCACUCGAGUUUAUUAAGAAUGCAACGGAGUAAGACCCGUCAAGUGAAAGUGAAUAAUGGGGCCUUUAUGUUCUCAUUAACAUGAAUUUAGUUGCUUUUAUUCUUACAAAAUUAAUUUUGAAGUUAGAAUAAUUUAUGCUUCUGUAUUUUAUCUUCAAAUAAGUUUAUCAAAAACAGUAUAAAAUUUGUACUCUAGUUAAAUGUUUACUUAAUAAACUUGACUUGGGUUGAGAAUUAAACACGAUUUUUUCCUAACAAAACCAAGCUUGCAUCCGCCAAAAACAUGCUUGGAGUUGUCUCAGGCAGAACCAAACAUGGUAGUAAUUGGCUCAUAUAAAUGUUAAUCAACUUGCAUGAAUUUUUUCUUUCUAUAGUCAACUUUGUAUCUUUUUUUUUCUAACUAAAUAGCAAUGAUAAAUUCAAGUACACUCUUCCGGACCAAAAGUAUAAAUAUGACAAAGAGAGGGGAAUUUGGAGUAUACACAUAUAGGCCAAGUAAACAUUGAUAUUUCCCAAGUAAAAUUUCAUAACGUGUAUAUGUACUGUGAGGUUUACCACUUUCAUGAUAUACGGUUUUCAAUUUCUAAACCAACGUGUAGAGAAAUUUUUCAGAAGGGUCGUAUGACUUGUAUGGGCAAACAGGGACGAGGCCAAAAUCCAAAACAUCCCUUUUACUGUUAAAGAGAACCUAUAUAAGGAAGAAGGAACAAAAAGGACAUAUACAAAGGAAAACACCUAUGUUUGCAGCCAUGGAAUAUCUAUUUACAUUGUCAAUACCACGAGGCAAAGUGCAAGUCACUUCCAUAUCUUGAAAUGCUUGUCAUGACUAGUUGAAGCCAGCAACCCAGUAACAUUUGAAACUGCCAAGGAAGAUACAACCUUGUCAUGCGCAUUAAGAGUCAAUGUCUUGUUCUCACUGAAGUCCCACAGCUGAAGAGUCUGAAAUCCCCAUGAUUCCACAUCAAAAACAAAACUUCCCAAGUCAACAAAAAGGAAGAUAAUGCUGUCGGUGAAAGUCAGAAUAACAUGUUUUAUUCUUUGAUAUAAUAAUUAUACGAUAAAAGAUAACUUACCUCACGGCAACCAAUGACCAGCACAGGAUAGAAAGGGUGGAAAGCACAGGUGUUGAAUUUGUUCUCAGAUGCAUUCAACUCAUGUAACCAUUCCCCUUUGCCACCAGAUCCAACUGUCCAGACUCUAACCAGAUCACCACUAAGAGAAGCCAUAUAUUUUCCAGACAAAUCCCAGCACACAGAUUUGACAGGGUCGUUAUGGCCCUAACAUCAAGCAUCAGAUCAAGGUUGAUAAAUAUUGCAUACUCGAAUACUCAUAACUCCAGUAAAAAGAGGGGCAAAAAAAUGUGACACAGAAAGUGGCAUCCAUGGAUAAAUUCUAUACCACUUUUGAGAAAAAUAACUAAAUCAUGUUCGACUUCCAAUUAUUGGCCAUAUCAAUAUAUGAGAUAGGUAAAAUUCUAUUUCACCAACAACUUGCAUAUUGAAUUCCCUCCAUUUUUCAGACAACGAUAACAACCUAAGCCUUUUACAAAACCGUUUAUACAAUACCAUUAUGUUUUAUCCAAAACCAAUUCUUCAGCAACGCCAUUUAUUUCUAAAUCAUUUUCAAUGGUUUUACCUCAUCUAGAGUCUUGCUUGGUCUAAAUUGCCCCCAACUUACAAUUAUGAAAGAUAUGUGGUCAAAAGCCAAAGAUUAUACGCAAAGCAAGAAAGGGAGAAACCAUGGAAGGAUAUUUUGGUGAUCAUAAAAAUUUUGCAGUUAUCAACUUUGACUUCUCAAAAUUGUUAAGCAUCCACAAAAAUUAAUUGAACUUUAUUAGUACACUGUGCCAUUUCUUCCCUAUGACUUGGGGAAUACUGGUUCUAGUUGCAAAAGCAGCCUCUCCCUUCAGAAAGAUAAGACUGCACGCAUCUC